Thlaspi arvense is the source of this 1905-nucleotide messenger RNA. NCBI's taxonomy places the organism in Eukaryota, Viridiplantae, Streptophyta, Magnoliopsida, Brassicales, Brassicaceae. The record is from the annotation of a GenBank genome assembly.
AUGUGCUCACUGCUCCUACGAGCUCAUGGACUUUGCAUGCCGUCCACUUUCUACUUCUCGCGUCUCGUAGACCGCUCUUUACUCUCAAAGUCUCCUACUUUAGCCAAAAUCGUCCAUGCCCAGCUCUUCAAAGCUGGAUUACUGCCAAAUACCUUUUGGGGAAACCGCUGUCUUCAGCUCUACUUCAAAUCCGGCGCCGUCGUCGAUGCUUUUCAAUCAUUUGACGAUAUCUCCGAUAAGAGCAUCAUGUCGUGGAACAUCUGCUUGAAGGGUUUACUCAGAAAUGGCUAUCUCAAUCACGCACUGGACCUGUUCGACGAAAUGCCUCAACGAGAUGUUGUUACCUGGAACACAGUGAUUUCAGGUUUUGCUUCUUGUGGGUUUUCUGAAAUUGCGAUUAGGGUUUUCUUGGAUAUGGUUAUUCGCCCAACGGAGUUCACUUUCUCGAUUCUAGCUUCUCUUGUUACUUGUGUUCGCCAUGGAGAACAGAUUCAUGGUAAUGUUAUUUGCAGCGGUGUGAGUUUGUCUAGUUUAGUGGUGUGGAACUCACUAAUGGAUAUGUACAGAAGAUUAGGAGUUUUUGAUUAUGCUUUAUCCGUGUUUUUAGCCAUGGAGGAUAGAGAUGUCAUCUCUUGGAACUCUUUGAUCUUGUGUUGUUCUGAUUCCGGCUACAAAGAAGCAGCCUUGGAUUGGUUUCGUCUAAUGAGGGAAUUGGGGAAUCGACCCGACGAAUACAUACUCUCCACGGUUUUGUCGAUUUGCUCGGGUUUACGAGACCUGUGCAAGGGGAAGCAGGCUAUUGCUCUGUGCGUCAAGAUGGGAUUUCUCUCUAACACAGUUGUUUCGGGAGCUGCGAUCGACAUGUUCUCCAAAUGCAACAGAUUGGAAGAUUCGGUUAAGCUUUUUCGGCAUUCAGAGAAAUGGGAUUCGGUGUUGUGCAAUACCAUGGUGGCUAGCUAUUCUUGGCAUGGUUUAGGUGAAGAUGCUCUGAGGUUGUUUAUCCUCGCCGUGAGGCAGAGCGUUAAGCCCGAUAAGUUCGCUCUCAGUAGCGUUCUAAGCUCAAUGAAUGCCGCGAUGCUAGAUCACGGAGCUCAACUUCAUUCUUUGGCUAUCAAGUUAGGUUUUGAUCGGGACACGGUAGUAGCCACUGCGGUCAUGGAGAUGUACUUCAAAACCGGGGUUGUUGAUUCAGCAAUGAGAGUCUUUGCAACAACUGUUGAUAAAGAUCUGUUUUUUUGGAACACCGUGAUAAUGGGAUUGGCAAGAAACAGCAGAGAAGCUGAGUCCCUUGCCGUUUUCCGGCGAUUACUGAUGCACCGAGGUCUGAAACCGGAUAGAGUGAGUUUUAUGGGGAGCUUGUUAGCUUGUUGUUAUGCUAACUUUGUUAACGAAGGGAUUAAGAUAUUCUCGUCAAUGCAAAACUCUCAUGGAGUUGAUCCUGAGAACGAGCAUUACGCUUGUAUAGUUGAAUUGCUUUGUAGAGCCGGUAUGAUCAGUGAAGCAAGAGACAUUGCAGAGCGGAUACCUUUUGAACCAAGCUCUCAUAUUUGGGAACCGAUUCUUUGUGCUUCUCUGGAUCUUGAAAACAUGAGUCUCGCUGAGACAGUUGCGGAAAGAAUGUUGGGAUGUGAACCAAAGUCAGCGUUUCCUUAUCUUGUUCUGAUUAAGUUGUACGAGAUGACUUUGCGAUGGGAGAAGUCAGUGAGGAUAAGAUACGCAAUGGAUAAACAAAAGCUAAAAUGUGCUCAGGGAUGGAGCAAGAUCGGUUUAAAGAGCAGUGUGUACAGCUUCGAGGCUGACCAGUUGCAGAUUCAUGGAGGUCAUGAUACUUGCGCAGCCUUGGAAUUACUGUCUUGGGAUUCUGAUGAUCAGAAAAUUCAUUGGUCUGAAGAACAUUUUUACUAA